Trichoderma harzianum CBS 226.95 is the source of this 769-nucleotide messenger RNA. RefSeq lists its product as hypothetical. The record is from RefSeq and is a predicted model, not a curated record. Bases 112 to 462 code for a protein of 116 amino acids. The transcript is spliced from 2 exons. NCBI's taxonomy places the organism in Eukaryota, Fungi, Ascomycota, Sordariomycetes, Hypocreales, Hypocreaceae.
GAACAACCGGGCAUAUCCUCCAAACAAACCCCCAGCCAUUGCGGCCUCAAACCACAUCACAGCAACCCGCAAAACACAAAAGGAGCACCUCUCCAGCAGCACUCCGAACAAAUGGCCCUCCUCCGACACACCGUGCGCGCGGUGCGAUGCGCCCGCAAGCCGCUCCCUAUCACCGCGCGAAGCCUCUCCAUGACGUCCCGACGACAAGGCGGCCACGGCAACGAGUCACAGUUCGAGCCCCCCUCGGGAUGGCUCUGGGGCAUCAAGCCCGGCGAGAAGCCUGAGCCUGAGGGAUGGGAGUGGCCGAUGUACCUGUUUGGCGCCAGCCUGUUGGUUGCGGGUGUUGCUUUGGCUUUCAAGCCUGAUACCUCCGUCUCUACCUGGGCUCUUGAGGAGGCACGAAGGAGAUUAGAAGCCGAGGGCGUUCUGCCAGACCCCUCAAAUCAGGAGAAGAAGAACUAAGGAGUGUGGCUGGUUUGACGACGUGGGGGUAUUGAACGAGUCGGGUUCAUGUUCACAUAGAGGAGAGGAGGGGGGAAAUGGUAUAUCAGACUCGGGAAAGAGAGUGGGGUGGGAGCAUCGUUGGAAGUUGCCAACAUGUACAUGUUUACGGCAUUUUAUUUUCCUGGUUUUCUAUCGUUACAAAGACAUGGUCCCUCAAACGGCACGAAUAUUAGACUGGGUUGUUGGACAAAAUGAUUCAUGAUUGCACUGCCAAUGCUCAAUAUGUGACGGCAAACUUAUAAUACGCUAACCAAAUGGUUUCCCG